Diachasmimorpha longicaudata is the source of this 5335-nucleotide messenger RNA. RefSeq names its product disheveled-associated activator of morphogenesis 1 (gene DAAM). Gene Ontology annotation, biological process: positive regulation of actin filament polymerization; actin cytoskeleton organization. The record is from RefSeq and is a predicted model, not a curated record. Gene Ontology annotation, molecular function: small GTPase binding; actin binding. Lineage: Eukaryota; Metazoa; Arthropoda; Insecta; Hymenoptera; Braconidae. Bases 468 to 3833 code for a protein of 1121 amino acids. The transcript is spliced from 8 exons.
CUGUGCGCGGCCCGGAGUCUUUCAACCGGCGUGUUGUAUUUUCACCUGGCAGUCGGUCUCCGAAUCGCGAGCAAAGAAGAGCCUCAAUCACGGGAGUAUCGCUCGCCCUCCUCCUCCUCCACGUGUGCCUAGUUACUCAUUUUCAUCACAAAAUAUUCCCAUUAAAAUAUAUAUAUCAUUAACUUUCCACCCGCCAAAUCAUCGUGCGAAUGUUCCCACACUGUGUUGUCCAUAGAUAUCAGUGAAAAGAUGUUUGUGAUUUUUUAUGACAAUAAAAAAAAAAGUUGGAGGAUUUCGGUGUCGCGGUAGUGAAAAAAUUCGGGCGAAAUAAAUGAGCCGAAGGUGUCGCACAUAUCGCGAUACGGAAAUCAUCACACGUGUCACAUCACUCUAGAGGUUGAUCGACACCGAUUAAGUUCGAUAUCACAUAGGAAAAAUAUUACUCAGGUCUCCGAGAAAUUAUAAGGAUGGAUACCAUACUGGAGAAAAUGGAAAAGCUCAAUUUGAGACUCCCGAGCUGUCCUCGAAAAACUCCUCAACCUGUGAAGGACUUUGUCGUGCACUGUCAGACAAUGCCGUCGAGAGUGAAGAAAUCGUUUUGCGGUUGUCUCCAGGAUGACGAACCGCCGGAGAUUACCUACUGCGUGGUGGAGCAAACGGGUACGCUGACGCUCCAGGCGAUGACACCGACAUUGCCGAUGCCGGCUGAUGAGGAAUUGAACAAAAUGUUUUUGGAACUCGUUGAUGAACUCGAUCUCACGCAGGCUAAUCGUCAAGCUGUUUUGGCACUUCCAGCUAAUAAGAAAUGGCAGAUUUACUGCUCACGAAAAGGAAAUGAUAGCUUGGACAAUGGGGGAUUACGGACCACCGAUCUUAGCGGGGAUCCUGAGGACUAUAUCAAUAGAGUGCGGGUGAUAGCUAGUACACCUUUUUCGGAAGACACGGAAGAGUUAGCGAACCAAAUGCGACAGGUGGAGGCGUUGAAGACUGCGCUUAGGACUCAACCACACAGCUUCGUCCUAAGAUUCAUCGAGCUCGACGGUUUGAAUGCUCUUCUUCAGGUCCUGGGCACAAUUGACGUGGAGGCCACACACAAUAAUCUGCACACGAGUGUCAUAGGAUGUUUGAAAGCGUUGAUGAACAAUUCGAAUGGCCGAGCCCAUGUGCUAGCUCACCUGACAGCAAUAAAUACUAUAUCCCAGUCGCUGGCGACUGAAAACAUCAAAGCAAAAAUAUCGGUGUUGGAGAUCUUGGGGGCGGUUUGUCUGGUCCCCGGUGGUCACCGCAAAGUCCUGGAAGCGAUGUUACAUUUUCAGCAAUAUCAUUCCGAGAGAGCGCGAUUUCAAAGCAUAAUCAAUGAUUUAGAUAAGAAUUUCGGUAUCUACAAGGAUAAUUUGUCCCUGAAAACUGCUAUAAUGUCGUUCAUAAACGCAGUGCUGAAUUAUGGACCCGGUCAAGUGACAUUAGAAUUCAGGCUGCACCUGAGAUAUGAACUAUUAAUGCUCGGAAUACAACCGAUAAUCGAAAAACUUCGUAAAUACGAGAACGAAACCUUGGACAGACAUUUGGAUUUUUUCGAGAUGGUGAGGAACGAAGACGAAAAGGAAUUGGCUAGGAAAUUUGAGAAAGAGCACGUUGACACGAAGAGUGCAACAGCUAUGUUCGAUUUGUUGAGGAGGAAGCUCAGUCAUACAGCAGCUUACUCUCACUUUCUCAGUUUACUUGAACACUGUUUGUUGCUGCCCCUCGAUUACGGCUCUCAGCCGCAGCACUGGUUGCUCUUCGAUCGAAUUGUUCAGCAGAUAAUCUUGCAAUCGGAGAGCAAUGAGCCCAGUGCAACGAAAAAUCCGGACGUUGCUCCCAUCGACAUCAAUGUCAAGGAAAUAGUCCAUUUAUUGGCGAAGGAAGAAGAACUCGUGGCGGCCAGAAAAAGAGCCGAUGAACUGGAACGAGAAAAUACCGAUAUGUCAACGAAGUUGGCGAAGAAGGAGCAAGAAUUGGAUCUUAGAACACAGGAGAAAGAGGACAUGGAGGCAAGUCUGGCUAGAAUCAAAGAGCGAUUGGAAAAAGAAACGUCAAUGCAUAUUGAAACAAAACAACGAAUUUCUGAGUUGCAAGAUAAUGUUGAGACACUCUCCCGGCAAAUAAAUAAUGAAAAACUGGAGAGGAAGAGACUGGAGCAAUUGGUGGCAUCUGGUAGUUUACCAGAUGACGCCAAGGCAACAAUUAAAAUUGUUGAUGAUGAAGUUGUUGAGAGAGUUGAGGCUAAACCAACACCACCACCACCACCACCUCCACCACUGGCACCUCCUCCACCGCCGUGUCUGAUGCCAGCAGCACCACCACCGAUGAAAGUCGAGAUUAUAAAGAAUGUACCACAGCCGAGUAAUCCUCUCAAGUCAUUCAACUGGUCAAAAAUUCCAGAACAAAAAUUACAGGGAACUAUUUGGUCUGAAUUGGAUGAUUCAAAGCUUUAUCAUGUUAUGGAUUUGGAAUCAAUUGAUAAAAUAUUCUGUGCUUAUCAGAAGAAUGGAGUGCCAACUGAAGGAUCUAUUGAGGAUCUUCGUAAUCUGGGAAAGAAUAAAAGAAGUAUGGCGGUUAUUGAUUCUAGGCGAGCACAAAAUUGCACGAUUUUACUGUCAAAAUUGAAAAUGUCGGACAAUGAAAUUACACGGACCAUUUUGUCAAUGGAUCAGCAGAAUAUUCUUCACAUUGAUAUGGUGGAGCAAUUGUUGAAGUACAUACCAUCGUCGGAGGAAGCAGCAUUGCUUGACAUGAAUCACAAGGACCUCCAAAGCAGAGCUGACUGUUUCCUCUAUCAAAUAUCAAAAGUGCCGCAUUAUGAGCAGCGUCUCAGGUCGCUGCAUUACAAGAAAAAAUUUGCCGCAAGUAUUGCGGAAUUAACACCUAGGAUGAGAGCGGUACUUGAAGCAAGUAGGCAGGUUGCGAGAUCACGAAGACUGAGGAAGUUACUCGAACUGGUUCUUGCACUCGGAAAUUACGUCAAUCGGGGAAACGCCCGGGGCAAUGCAUGUGGCUUUCGUUUGGCCUCGUUGAAUCGGCUCGUGGAUACAAAAUCAUCGUGUUCCAAAGGUACAACUUUGUUACAUUAUCUUGUACAAAUGUUGGAGGCAAGAUUCCGCGAGGUUCUGGAUAUUGAAGAGGAUAUGCCGCACGUUAGAACUGCGGCUAGAGUCAGUAUGGCAGAUCUGCAAAAGGAGGUGGCUAAUUUGAAGAAUGGCUUGCAAGAUGUUCAACGUGAAAUUGAAUUUCAUCGGGGACAAGUGCAGGUACUCCAGGGUGAUAUGUUUUUACCGUCUAUGAGGGAUUUCCAGGCGCAGGCCACUUGCAGAUUAGCAGAGGCUGAGGAUCUGUUCCAGGAUAUGAAAACACGAUUCGAUAGGGCCGUCCGACUAUUCGGGGAAGAUUCUGCGGGCAUUCAACCGGAUGAAUUUUUUGGAAUUUUUGAGAAUUUCCUGCAGGCACUCGUUGAGGCGAGAUCAGAUGUUGAGAAUAUGAGGAAAAAGGUGGAAGAGGAAGAGCGAAGAAUUAAACAAGAGCAAGAGUUGAAGAAACGAACAAUGGAAAGGAAGAAUUCUCGGGAAGGCAUCCUGAACAGUAUUUCGUUGAACAAAAAGAAUGAAGCCAAUGCCAACGGUACAGGGGAUAAUAAGGGAGAAUUCGAUGAUCUUAUUUCGGCAUUGCGAACGGGCGAUGUAUUCGGUGAAGAUAUCGCUAAAUUCAAACGAUCUAAACGUCGUCCAGUUACCCCGAGUGGUCAAGAACCCCGUCGGCACAGUAUUCAUCGUGAAGACUCUCGCGAACGCCACUAGAUGACGACGAUCCCUACAUGUACGACAAUCGGUACUUCAUUCGCUGGUGACCUAUGAUCUUCACAAGACCGAAACGAUGACCUACUAAUUAAGUUUACGAAAAUUGACUUUUAUUUACCAGAAAGUAUACGGGGAAGAAUAGGGUAAAGCGGACCUAUUAUCUAUUUGAUUAAAGGAUAACAACGACUGACGAUGGUCGAUUUUACAGGACUCUACUUUAGUAGAAAAAUAAACUUUAUGUCACUAGGUCAGAAACCACAAUUUUUACGCACUAUUUCUGAUGUCAUGUACGGGGUAUCCUCACUAGUUUUUGAGACAGGAGAAACUGAUAAUGCAACGGAUAUUUGAAGUAAUUGUUAAUUAGUCCGUUAAUUAAGGAAUUCCUCCUAAAAUGAAUUUUCUCGUAUCGGAGCAGGAGUUCACAAUGAAGUCCACUUCAGGUGAAAAACUCAAAUAAUUCCUCAGAAUAAUGAAAGGACUCGUAAGUUCUCCAAUUAAUUUAGGGCUUGCAGGUAAUUUCUAAAGAUUUGUAGAACUUGCGAUGAUUUUUAAGACUGGAAAACAUUUGUUCAAGUUCAAUAUUCAUCAGGCAAACAGUUGUAAUGUGAUUGGUUGGAGGUAGAAGUUGUGAGGAAGGAAAACGAACAUAUCGAGAUUCAUUAGCAUCAAAAUAACGAGCUUCGAGGGAAGGAUAGUUAUCCUCUCCCUCAAUAAUGUAUUUCGAAAUUUCGUUCCAUACCGAGGGAAUGAAAAAUACCAGGAGAUUUGGAAAUGAUAAAUUGUUUUAUAAAAAUAAUAAGAAGAGGUACAUCGUAAAAAAAUACAGUUACACUGUAAUAGAUUAGAUAUAUAUGUAUAGAGAGAAGAAAAAUAUGAUCCAAGAGUAUAUAGUAUAUGUGAAAGGGUUGCAUUCAUUCAUUGAUAAUGUAUAUAAAAUCAUGAGCAUAUUUAUUCCUUCUUGCAUUCUCCAUGUCACUCAUUAGUCAUUUUAAUAUUGGAUCGGGGGAGGUUUUGGUGAAAGUGAGGAUUGAAGUUGUUUAUGUGAAUUUUAAUAAAAUUUUUUGUAAUAUUUUACAUUGAAUCAAUAUUGGACGACUUCAAAUAUUUUAUAUGAAGUCCCUCAAGUUGAUCGUUUACCAUAACAAAGGCCUACAUGAUGUGACAGCUCCAACGCUGUUUUGGAAAACACCAAGUCUGACUUUUUUUACUUUAUCAAAAGUUUAUGAAUGAGACAAAAAUGUCGCCCACGGGCUGAUUCACUCGGCGGUUUAGCCAGUCGGAGGACAGAGUAGAAAUCAAAUUCAUAUUACUGUAGAUUGAUGUGUAGGUACCGACAGUUAACAAGCUUUUGUACUUUUGUAAAUAUUUAAUAAUGAUUCAAUUGAUAUUCCAUUUGAGUACAUGAAAAUGUUAAGCUUAAUAUAUUGUUCUCUAUGAUUAGAAUCAUAUGUAACGAAUGCAGUGGAGGGGCAUCAAUAAAUAAAAAUAUAAAUAAUAUUGAA